AUGUUUGGUUACGACUACUUCAGUGCCCUUUGGCUCAAUGACACCAACCUAUUGUCUCAAAUCCGUUCCCUUCAAGUGGCCUCUCAUUUGGUGAAAACUGAUGUGAAAGUUAGUGAAAUGACUGUUUGGUCGGCAAUCAUAUCAAUGCAUUCGCCAUUAAGUAUUUGUCGCGAAUCAGCACUUGUUGUGGCAAAACAUUUGACCAAUACUUCUAAGAAUCUUCUUCUGAAAGAGUGUCUAAACAGAGAAGAGUUGAUUAUAAGUGACGCCAAUUCUGUCAGUUGUGUUAUCUCCGAAUACUUUUCAUCGAAUCCCAAAAAUAAGUCCCAAAAGCAAGCGAUUGAAUCAUUGAAAUCUGAAUGCAUUGCCAUAAUUAGUGAUGACAACACUCCCGAACACUUCAAGUCUGGUCUCGUUUUGCUUCUUAAUCGAUGCGACACUCACAAUAACAAGACGGCGAAGAAAAAGUUGAAGAAACUGUUAAAAAGCGGAGAUUUGAUAUCAGAUUUAUUACAAUCUCUGGUACCACUCGAAGAAUCGAUGGAUUCUGGAGAACCCAAAGCCAAACGAUUGUUUGCAAACGACUCGCUGUUUUCACUAGAGUUGAAUCAUUGGAAGAAAUUCAUUAUUUUACUCGAAAUGUUUCAGUCGAAAAGCAAUUUGUCUGAAACUUUUAUUAUGGAGUCGAAGAGCUCUUUGGAAUAUUUACGACAAUUGAUAUUAUCUUCACUAAUCAAUUGUAUUCAACAAAAUACCGAUAAAUUGCCGUUUAUUCCCAUCGAAUCUGUCAUCGAAUGUCUUCGAGAGUCACAGCAAAAGGAGACACAAAAGAUAACAUUGAUUUUGAUUAGUAGUGUCGCCCAUCAAUUCAAGAAAGAGAUCCUCGAUUAUGUGAUCACUAUUUUCACGUUUAUUGGCACUAAUCUACUCCACUGUGACGACCAAUACUCCAUUCAAGUGGUUUCAGACACUAUGGACGCCAUAAUCCCUAUAUUAUUAGAUGAUACCAAAGACACCAAACAUGUAGUAAUCAAUGUUUUCAUCGAUUCAUUGGCUGAUAUACCGGCGCAUCGAAGGCUUCAUUUGUUUGGAAAACUACUCCAUAUAUUAGGAGAGAGAGAACACUUGGCUCUCAUUUACAUGAAAGUUAUCGAAAGGAUUUAUAACAAAUCCAAAUCAGAAAAGGAGCCGUUCCUCAAUCUGUUGGUCGCACUCACCGCUCAAAUAGACGUUAACAUCCAAAUCGAUUCACUCAACCAUAUAAUGGAUGUCUUUAUCAAUGAGUUUACAGACGGAACACGAGUUUUGUCGAUAACAGAUCAGAAUUUGUCGGAUAAUGAUAGACGACUUAUAGCUCAGAGUUUGGCAGAAAUUAUUUUGGCUAUUGUUUCCUCCCAUGAGUUCAUACAAUUGACGACAAACAGCGAAUGGACGCAAAUCAGUGACCAAUUGUUAACAUUUUUGCACAGUUUGAUUGUAUUGAUCACUAAAUAUUCAAAUGAAAGCCAAUUUCCGGCCAAAGAGUUGAACGCUCACCGAAGACGUGUCCGAAGUGUCUUAUAUAAAAUCCUUCUUCACUUUAAUUCGCUUUUACCGAAGCAACAACUCAUUGAACUUGGUUUGGAGCUGUUGAAUGAGAAAUUAGCUCAACUUUCUGACCGAUCAUUGAAUUCGAAACAAUUAUUUGCAUUAUUGGAUUCUUUGAUAUCAAUGGUUCCGACACCGGAUUCAGUGAAUCAAAUGGAUGAGCAACACGUCUAUAACACACAGCUAUCGAUGAUUACAUGUAAACUAUUGUCUAAACAUUUUGAAGAAAAUACAAAAUUGGAAGAACUGGUCAAGAAUUUGAUUGAAAAGAUUAUUGCACUCAUCAAUGGAAUGGAAAGUGAAGUAUCUGUUAAUUUCAAAGCCUCGUGUAUUCUUUGCUUAACUCAGCUAAUGAUAAGUUUGGCGAACAAAGCGAUUCCUAUUAUUCCAGCAGUUAUGCCCAUAUUGUUAAAUAAUUUCGAUGUCCGAAUUCUGUUGAGUUCAGUGGACUCGUGCUUUAAUGAAGUCUCGAAGAUAUCAAUCGAAUCGUUGUGCGAAUUAAUGGCUCUAUUAAAGCAAACAUUUGAAGACAUUAGCUCUAAGGGCGACGUUCAGAACAUCCAAAAGUUUGUCAAAAACCUAUUGCUCAAGACAUUGGACGUCAGGAAUAUGAACCGAAACAGCGCUGAGUCCACACAAAUUGAUAGUUUAGAGAACUCAUGCAAUGAGACAUUCUGUGCACUCAUUCCUAAAAUGACUGAAAUUACAUUUCGACCGCUUUUUUAUAAGUUAUACGAUUGGGCCAUAAGAGAGAAGAAUGGAAAACUAUUUUAUAGAAUGAUAUCGUUUUAUAAAUUCUUGCAAUCUUUAGCCGAUAAACUCAAGAGUUUAUUUUGUGUAUUCAUUGCGCCAUCGAUUAUCAAUAAUUGUUCCCAAAUGUUGUCUUUAUUCCAUUCGGACAAUCAAUCCGAUCUCACAUUAGAUCCAAAGGCUACUCACUUAUUGAUUACAUAUAUUCUGUCGACACUUUGCAAGUGUUUUCUAUACGACAUCAACGGCUCUCUUCUCAAUAAGGAACGGAUGCAGACUUUGGCCAAACCCAUCAUCAAUCAGUUGACAAACACUAUCGGCACUGACGAAGAAUAUAACGCAAGAGUUGAGACUUUGUGUUUGUGUACACAAUAUAUGAUUGAAUCGAAUAGAGACGACACUAUCAUUAAAGACUUUAAUUAUCAGAUUCUCCUUAAAACUAGAGAGACUUCCAAUGAAAUCCGUUUGGGUGCCCUUCGAGUCCUGCACCGACUUAUUCUGGUUUGUGGUGAAGACUAUUUGCCUAUAAUUCCCGAAACCAUUCCAUUCAUCUCUGAAUUGAGUGAAGACGACUUCAUCCCUAUUGAGAACCUCAUUAAGACAGUUGUCAUGGAUUUGGAGCAUAUUUUGGGCGAACCCAUCACUAAAUAUUUAUAA
This is a messenger RNA of Oppiella nova, 2994 nucleotides long. NCBI's taxonomy places the organism in Eukaryota, Metazoa, Arthropoda, Arachnida, Sarcoptiformes, Oppiidae. The record is from the annotation of a GenBank genome assembly.